Molecule: messenger RNA, 3094 nt
Organism: Poecilia reticulata (guppy)
Lineage: Eukaryota; Metazoa; Chordata; Actinopteri; Cyprinodontiformes; Poeciliidae
Source: RefSeq, a predicted model, not a curated record
GCUGUUCUAUUCACAGGGUGUCCCAUUCUUCCCCUGCUUCACUCGCUAAUCCAGUGAAAACCUAUUAGCUCCCACUCCGGCAGUCAGGAAGAGAAAGCCCGACAGUUUUUAUCAGAUAGGUGCUUUUGGAAACGAACAUUUCUCUGUUCACGUGUAACACAGACUUUCCUGUUCAGUUCUAUGAGCACAAAGCCAUGUAAGAAAAAAGUUUCACCAAGUAAGUAUGUAUCGGCCAAAAAGGUUGCAGUGAAGCUGCAAGAUGGCAGUUGAACAAUGACCACUAGAGGGGGAUAAAGUGUCUCAAAAAUGUGACAAACUGAGAGAAGAAAACUGCAGAUUGCAGCAGGUGGUUGAUGGCAUAGAUGGUUGAUGGAAGCUUGUUGCUUAUCUUAGUAGCCAAGUUCAAACAGUUUGCAUAUGGCUUCAAAGCUGGAAAAAGCUGAAAUAUUAAGUGGUAAGCAAGAAAAACAUGGAAGUGGUAGCUGAAGACCAGGAUGGCAUGUAAAGUCAGCCUGGAGCCAGCAGUCUUCCAGAAGUUAAGGACCGACUCUUCGACCUCCCUUAUCCCUCCCCUUUCCCUCUCGCUCCUGGCCGAUCGCUCUCCCCCUCUUCUCCGGGGUUGCAUCAACAUGACAAAGCACUGGCCGGAGCAGAGCCUCCUGGCACCAGCCGCUCUGUGCCACAGUGGAGAACACCGCGACCAUCACCUUGACUUCUACAGAAAUGUGCAGCGGAGUUUUCCUUCCUGCGGUCUAGCCCAGCAGUGGCCUCAACAACCGACUGAGAUGACCCCCCAGCAGCAGCAGCAGCAGCAGCAGCAGCAGCCCCCCUCUGCACGCACCGAGCACCGUGGCGGUGCCACUGGACUCGCGGAUCAAACCAUUCCAGCCCACUCUUCAUACCAGGACGGCGACGACGCCAACGCGAAGCUUCAGGACGUGACGCGGGAGACGUGGAGGGCCGAACGGGAGAAAAGCGUUUCCAGCAGUGGGAAGAAGAAGAACUACCAGCGGUACCCCAAGCCACCCUACUCCUACUUGGCUAUGAUCGCCAUGGUCAUCCAGCGGUCCCCAGAGAAGAAGCUUACACUAUCAGAGAUCCUGAAAGAGAUCAGUACCCUGUUUCCAUUUUUCAAAGGGAACUACAAAGGGUGGCGAGAUUCUGUGCGACACAACCUCUCCUCCUAUAACUGCUUUGUUAAGGUGCUGAAGGAUCCAGGCAAACCUCAGGGGAAAGGGAACUUCUGGGCUGUGGACCUGAACCGUAUUCCCCUGGAUCUCCUGAAGAGGCAGAACACAGCCGUGUCGCGCCAAGACGAGACUAUCUUCGCUCAAGAUCUGGCCCCCUACAUCCUGCAGGGACACAAGCCGGAAUCUGAGCCGCCCCCUCCUCCUCCUCCGACUGAGUGUGUGACCUCUCUCCCGCCCGUGUCAUCAGGAAAUCCUUCACCGCCGUCACAGGACAACUUGUUCAGGCCCAAGCUGGACUCGUCCUUUGCCAUCGAUUCCUUACUGCACAGCCUGCGGCCGACGAGCGCUUCUGGGGAUGUGGACAGAGACGGCUGGGGUGAGGUGGAGCGCCCUCGGCCCUCGCCGCCUCCAGGCUCUCGUUACGCCUCCUCCACCAGCUCAGUAAGCCCUGCCUCCACCUCUUCCACCUCCUCCGAUGAGGAUUGGAAAGGCUUGUCCCACACUGGGAAGCGUGUUCCUCCCAAUGGUGAAGCAGGAUCUGACGGGUACGAGGACCACAGACCGCCGUUGCACAAAUCCGCCAGACGGGAGACCGUUGCUCCUCCGUGGGAGCUUCCAACCUCCUACGCCAAGUAUGCUCCCCCAAAUGCAGUCGCCCCACCUAGCAUGCGGUUCAACGGAGGCCCCGUAAUGCCGCUGCACGGCGGACUACCACUUUACAGCUACGGUAGCUCUCCCAUGGCGCCUGCCCACUUCAUAGGUCACUCCUACUGGCCGAUUCUCCCCAGCAGGCGAGUCUCGGUUCAGCCGCCUCCUCUGCUCAUGGACCUGGACAACAUGCUGCAGUCGGUUCCUCCAAAUAAGAGCGUGUUCGAUGCACUGCUGCCCGCCAAUCAGAACGCUUACUCGCAUCACCAACCGCAGAGUCAGUACCCCCUGCAGAACGGGACUCCUGUCAACAGGUAUCACCAGUACUGAGAGUCGUUCACACACCAAACGAGGAAUCCAACCAGAAAGUAAACAAUAAGCUCCAGACAAUCUCUUUUAUGGUUUCUUGCUAGCCAGAAGCUGAUUUUUUUCUUGUUUUUUUUUUGUUUUUUUAUAUUUACAUGUCGGUGUGUUUUAAAACAAAUUGCAAUUCUGCCUUCAGCAUUGAGUUUCAUUGAUGCAAAACUACCUAAAAAAAAAGAAGAAGCUAUAUAACUCAACAGAUAUCUACCUCAGUGUUUCAAUGAAACGUCGUGCUGCUACAGACUCUUUGCACUGCAGAUCUUGUUUGCACAGUUGUUUAAUACAAUGUCUUGAGGAUUGUUUUUAAUGCUGUCUAUCCACUGUGACUUAUUGAAUGUAUCACAUGGUCCCUCGUGGAAAAAAACAGCUGAGAAGUCCAAAACGGCAAACGGAGUUCGUUACCGACGGCUGUCGGGGUUUUCCUGCGUGACAUUACACUCAGGCUGGUCUUAAGUGAGAGCUGAACUUUAGGAUGUAUGUAAAGGUUUUACUUUCCUUGUUUACAGAUGUCUCUCUUUUUUAAAUUUUUUUUGUUGAUGCUUGCAAGAGAAAACCAAAGAAUCCAAGACAUCUUGAAUCACUUGAACUCACUUUUAGAACACUCCGCACCAGAGUGGCGCUAAUGAUGAUGGAAAAUGUAGCUUUAACAGUUUCAUUAGUUUUUUUUUUAUAGAUAAUUUUUCUUGCACUAUUCACCUGAUCUUCCAAAGGACACCACUUUUAGAUGUCUCCCUGCCUCGACUGAAGAAUGUAAUACCAACUUUGACUACUGACCAAUAUGUAACUAUGCAUCAUUAAAGUUUAUACAUCUGUAGAGAUGUCUUGAAGUCUGACAGGUUUCAAAAAAGUUUAACAGUGUUGUACAAAUAAAAUUGACAUUUUAACAAAACUGA